Gadus morhua (Atlantic cod) is the source of this 1114-nucleotide messenger RNA. Its product is annotated as ras-related protein Rab-26. The record is from RefSeq and is a predicted model, not a curated record. The transcript has 9 exons. Gene Ontology annotation, molecular function: GTP binding; GTPase activity. Bases 290 to 1114 code for a protein of 274 amino acids. NCBI's taxonomy places the organism in Eukaryota, Metazoa, Chordata, Actinopteri, Gadiformes, Gadidae.
CAGCGCGCGGAGCGCCUCAGUCGCGGGAACCGAGAGCGACUUAUCAGGUGCUCCUCAAGCUGCACCAGCUGCUCGUUAGUCUUCAUUUACCUGUCAAUCUGAGAACAUCUAGAGAUCCUCAUGCGGUCAUGAGAUUCACGCACGACAGGUGAAGUUAGUUAGUCGUCCAGGGAGUAUUCGGGACUUUCCGGGAGUACUCGGACAAAAACGAUAUCGUUCCCCGAGUCCCGUUUCACUUUUCGCUAUCGACUUCGUUCGCACGUGCAAAGAACACCCGAGUCGCGAGAUCAUGUCGCGGAAAAAGGCGCUCAAGGGCGCUAAGGGGGCAUCAAAGAGCCCCAAGGCGUCGCCCUGCAAAGACGGCGUAGGGAAAAGUGGCAAGUGUGCCGUCGCCGCGUCCGGCGGCGCGGUGCACCCCAGCGCGCCGUCCAUCAGCACCAGCGGGGGGUUCUACGACGUCGCCUUCAAGGUGAUGCUGGUGGGAGACUCCGGCGUGGGGAAGACUUGUCUGCUGGUGCGCUUCAAAGACGGAGCCUUCCUCGCAGGCAGCUUCAUCUCCACCGUGGGGAUCGACUUCCGGAAUAAAGUCCUGAAUAUCGACACGAUCAAAGUCAAGCUCCAGAUUUGGGACACAGCUGGACAGGAGCGAUUCCGCAGCGUCACACACGCUUACUACCGCGACGCCCACGCCCUCCUCCUCCUCUAUGACGUCACCAACAAGGGCUCCUUUGACAACAUCAGGGCGUGGCUACGGGCUCGCCCCGGGUUCCAGCACUCUGGACCGGGUCCGGACCCGGGCUCUGGACCGGGUCUGGACCCUGGCUCCGGUCCGGUUCUGGUCCUGGGCUCCGGUCCGGUUCUGGUCCUGGGCUCCGUGGACCCACAGAAGUGGGAGGAGUCUAGCCCCGGCAGCAUGUUGGUUGCCAGGGCAGCCGGCUCCGCCCACAGCCCUCGGAGCGAGGCGGUGACCAAUGAGCUGCAGGAGCUGUCCCUGACGCCCGCCCCCAGCCUGCUGCCGCUGCGGGAGAGGAAGAAUCGGAAGAGGAACCAGGAAGAGGGGGAGGGGGAUUGCGGGGACUGGGUGGGCGAGUGUGAGGAAAGCAGUAUUGCAUAA